Baudoinia panamericana UAMH 10762 is the source of this 1467-nucleotide messenger RNA. RefSeq lists its product as uncharacterized. Gene Ontology annotation, molecular function: identical protein binding; pyridoxal phosphate binding; transaminase activity. Gene Ontology annotation, cellular component: mitochondrial matrix. The record is from RefSeq and is a predicted model, not a curated record. Gene Ontology annotation, biological process: arginine metabolic process. Lineage: Eukaryota; Fungi; Ascomycota; Dothideomycetes; Mycosphaerellales; Teratosphaeriaceae. The transcript has 2 exons. The coding region runs from base 1 to 1467 and encodes 488 amino acids.
AUGUCUCUCCGAGCGUGCAGUCAGCGCUUCGGCGCAGCGAUACGCUCGCAGCAGCGAAGGGUUGCCGGACAGAGCAGGCGAAGCUAUGCGUCAACGGCGACAGCAGCGUCAAGUCUACCGCAAGAGAUGAAGAAUUCGAUUGAUAAAGAGGCAUCUCUGUCAAAUCCUGACCCACCAUCAGACUCUUCGACCGCCCGUCUCGUCUCUUCCCAGAACCCUUACAUGGUACCAACUUACGUUCGGCCGCCGCCCAUGUUUCAGCAAGGUGAAGGCUGCUAUAUUUGGGACGUAGAGAACCGGCCUUAUCUUGACUUCACUGCUGGCAUUGCUGUUAACUCGCUCGGUCACUGUGACCCGGAAAUAAGCAAGAUCCUGUACCAGCAGAGCCAGACGCUAGUGCAUUGUAGCAAUCUGUACUACAGUCCUUGGAUAGGUGCUUUGAGUCAGCUACUCGUAGAAAAGACGAGAGAAAGCGACGGCAUGAAGGAUGUCGGAAAGGUGUUCGUUUGCAACUCCGGCUCAGAAGCCAACGAGGCCGCGAUCAAGUUCGCCAGGAAGCAUGGACGGACUGUGCAGCCUAACGGGAGUAAGCACGAGAUUGUGAGCUUCAAUAACUCGUUCCAUGGCCGGACCAUGGGCGCAUUAUCUGCGACGCCAAACCCGAAGUACCAGAAGCCGUUCGCACCAAUGGUUCCAGGCUUUAGGUACGGGACUUACAAUGACGUCUCCGCCAUCAAUGACUUGGUGACGGAGGCGACAUGCGGUGUCAUCAUUGAGCCCAUUCAGGGUGAAGGUGGUGUCAAUGUUGCCACGCAGGAGUUCCUUUUGGCGUUACGCAAACGUUGCAACGAAGUCAAUGCCGUACUGAUCUACGAUGAGAUUCAAUGCGGCCUCUCGCGUACCGGCCAACUCUGGGCACACUGCGCUCUCCCAGCAGAGGCACAUCCAGACAUCCUCACCACUGCAAAGGCGCUCGGCAAUGGCAUCCCCAUUGGCGCCACGCUUGUGACAGAUGACGUAAGCAGCAAGAUUGUCACAGGCGACCAUGGCACCACAUUCGGCGGCAAUCCGCUGGCAUGCAGGGUAGCGCAUUACUGCCUCACCCGCCUCUCGGAGCCGGAUCUGCAGAAAGCGGUUGUGCAGAAGGAGGCUCGCUUCCGGCAGCACAUGACUCGUCUGCAUCAACGCUUCCCAAAGAUCAUACAGGAAGUGCGCGGCAGAGGACUCAUUUUGGGUAUGCAGCUCACAAGUGAUCCAACGCCCGUCAUCACUGCGGCCAGAGAGCGAGGUCUGCUGAUCAUCACCUGUGGGACGAAUACUCUGCGCUUUGUGCCACCGCUUAUCGUGUCUGACGAGGAGAUUGAUAAGGGUAUGGCAGUCCUUGGGGAUGCAAUGGCCGCAGUCUUCGAGCAGCCUGAAGUUGUUAAGGGUACAGACGGGCAGCAGGAGAUGAGGGCAACCCACUGA